Prionailurus viverrinus (fishing cat) is the source of this 3393-nucleotide messenger RNA. It is a transcript of the gene KATNAL1, whose product is annotated as katanin catalytic subunit A1 like 1. The record is from RefSeq and is a predicted model, not a curated record. The coding region runs from base 305 to 1777 and encodes 490 amino acids. Gene Ontology annotation, biological process: microtubule severing. Gene Ontology annotation, cellular component: microtubule; microtubule cytoskeleton. Gene Ontology annotation, molecular function: microtubule binding; microtubule severing ATPase activity; ATP hydrolysis activity. Lineage: Eukaryota; Metazoa; Chordata; Mammalia; Carnivora; Felidae. The transcript has 11 exons.
ACUCGCCCUCCUCAAUGUCACAGUCUCCCUCCUUCCCCCGAAGCACCCGGGCGCCUCCCUUCCCCCGCACCCGGGUGGGGUUCCCAGGCUCCUCCCCCGAGUUGUCUUGGCGUCCCCGCGCGCCCCCCACCGCUCGGUCCGCGGCUGCCAUGGCAACCGUACGCCGCCGCCGCCGCCUCUUCACGCACGUCGGGAACUAACGGACUCCGCGGCGGCGGCUGCGGCGGCGGCCUGUGCCCCACCCCCACCCGGACCGCAUCACCCACAGCCGGCCAACCUGCGGCACCUAGUUCUCUUCAAGAAGAUGAAUUUGGCUGAGAUUUGUGACAAUGCAAAGAAAGGAAGAGAAUUUGCACUUCUUGGAAACUAUGACUCAUCAAUGGUAUAUUACCAGGGGGUGAUACAGCAGAUUCAGAGACAUUGCCAAUCAGUCAGAGACCCGGCUGUCAAAGGCAAAUGGCAACAGGUUCGGCAGGAAUUACUGGAAGAAUAUGAACAAGUUAAAAGUAUUGUCAGCACUUUGGAAAGUUUUAAAAUUGACAAGCCCCCAGAUUUCCCUGUGUCCUGUCAAGAUGAGCCAUUUAGAGACCCUGCUGUUUGGCCGCCCCCUGUACCUGCAGAACACAGAGCUCCACCUCAGAUAAGGCGUCCCAAUCGAGAAGUAAGACCUCUGAGGAAAGAAAUGCCCGGAGCGGGAGCCCGGGGACCUGUGGGCCGAGCACAUCCUAUAUCGAAGAGUGAAAAACCCUCCACCAGUAGAGACAAGGAUUAUAGAGCAAAAGGAAGAGAGGAUAAGGGAAGGAAGAAUAUGCAAGACGGUGCAAGUGAUGGUGAAAUUCCCAAAUUUGAUGGUGCGGGCUAUGAUAAGGAUCUGGUAGAAACUCUUGAGAGAGACAUCGUAUCCAGGAAUCCUAGCAUUCAUUGGGAUGACAUAGCAGAUUUGGAAGAAGCUAAGAAGUUGCUCAGGGAAGCUGUUGUUCUGCCAAUGUGGAUGCCUGACUUUUUCAAAGGGAUUAGAAGGCCGUGGAAGGGCGUACUGAUGGUUGGACCCCCCGGCACUGGGAAGACUAUGCUAGCUAAAGCUGUUGCCACCGAAUGUGGCACAACAUUCUUCAAUGUUUCCUCUUCUACAUUGACAUCUAAAUAUAGAGGUGAAUCUGAGAAGUUAGUCCGUCUGUUGUUUGAAAUGGCUAGAUUUUAUGCACCCACCACAAUCUUCAUUGAUGAGAUAGAUUCCAUCUGCAGUCGAAGAGGAACCUCUGAUGAACACGAGGCAAGUCGCAGAGUCAAGUCUGAACUACUCAUUCAGAUGGAUGGAGUUGGAGGAGCUUUAGAGAAUGAUGAUCCUUCCAAAAUGGUUAUGGUAUUGGCUGCUACUAAUUUCCCGUGGGACAUUGAUGAAGCUUUGAGAAGGAGAUUAGAAAAAAGGAUAUAUAUACCUCUCCCAACAGCAAAAGGAAGAACUGAGCUUCUGAAGAUCAAUCUUCGUGAGGUUGAACUGGAUCCUGACAUUCAGCUGGAAGAUAUAGCAGAAAAGAUUGAGGGCUAUUCUGGUGCUGAUAUAACGAAUGUUUGCAGGGAUGCCUCUUUAAUGGCAAUGAGACGGCGAAUCAAUGGCUUAGGUCCAGAAGAGAUCCGUGCACUUUCUAAAGAGGAACUUCAGAUGCCUGUUACCAAAGGAGACUUUGAAUUGGCUCUUAAGAAAAUUGCUAAGUCUGUCUCUGCUGCAGACUUGGAGAAGUAUGAAAAAUGGAUGGUUGAAUUUGGAUCUGCUUGAAUUUCUGUCAGCUCUUUCAUUUCUGGUAUUUUUACUUAUAAAAUGUGAAGAAAUUCCCUGCAGUUUUUUUUAAAAACAGGUUUAAAACUUCUCAUUGGAGAGAUUUUUCCCUUACAGGAAAAAAAACAAAAAACAAAAAACCCAAACCACCGAGAGUAUAACCGUAGUUGAGAAAUGAGAAGAGCUUACAUAGAGAGCCUGGUAGUCUCCACCACCUGGCUUUGCGCUGGUAUCCACAUGUGCACAUGUGAAUAGUGCACAUCCAAACCAAGGUGUCGGGGAGGCCGAAGGAAGCGCUCCGCGUGCUCUUGUAGAAACUUGUUUACAAAAGGUUUAGAGGGACCUCUUUUUCUCACGUGCGUCUGUUGGGUUUUUUUGCUUUGUUUUCCUCUAUUCUUUGCUCUGAACACGAGGGACCUAGAUACGUUGACUUGUAACAGCGACACUGCGUUUGUGUCAAAUUCCUCGUUCGUUGUUAAAAACGAGAGUUUGGAAUUAAAUAAUGAACUCGUUAGUUAAACCUUUAGAAUUCAACUCUUACUGUUGCCGUCUAUCAUAUGGUUGAAUUUUAACCCUUCCUCCCCCCACCAUUUCUUCUGUUAGCCAUCUCAUCAUUUCUUCAGCUUUACAUAUCCUCAUGCCUCGUGGUCUUUGAGAUGUUUUGUCAGGUGGUGUCUCUGGGCUUCAGUAUUUUUUGCUGGUACUUAACAUUUCACGUUGGAAGGAUGGGAAGAAUGUAGUGAUUGGAUCAGAUCCAUUUCUUCAUUCUAGACUUCUGGGUUUGUUUUCGCUUUUCUUUCAAUACAUUCAAAUAGAUAAGACCUUUACUUUCCUCAGCUCUAGCAAUGUUUGAUUUUUGCUGAACUUGACUUUCAUAUACUAAAUAAAUACGUGGGUGUUCGAAACAAGUCCACUCUUUUGUGGCUAAUGCAAAACAAAACAAAAAUCGUUAUAAUUAUCCAGAUAGCUUGUUUAACACAAUAACAUUGUACAUAAUGAAUGAUGUUCAUUUGAAAAUGUUAGAAUUAUUCCUUGUCUAGGUUGAGAACUUGUACACCACAGUGUACAUUAGGAUAAGAUUAGGAUAGAAAUCUGACAUGCACAUGUCACGGUCAAAAGAGGCCAGAAAGUAGAUGUGUCUAAUCACAAGUAAAAUAUCCUGGUGUUAGUUGUUUUAAAUUACAUUUAUCCCAUUUUGGUUGGGCAGCCUAUGCUUUAAUGGUGAUGCUUUUUAAAAUUUGUAUUUGAUGAGAUCUUGAAUUCUCAAUUUUGGAGAGCAGCCACUGGUUUAAAACUAAAAAUAAUAGAACUUUUUAGAUACGUAACAAAAAAACCCUCUUAGUAUCUUGCUUUAAGAGAUUUUUUUCCCCCUACUAAGAAUUGCAUAAUUUUCAGAUAACUUAAGUCUGAUUCUAAACUCCAGUAUUUUAUAGAAUGCUAUAAAUUACCCCCUGCUUCCCUGAGGUAUAGAUUAUAAGAGUUAAAAUCAUAAGGCGUCGUAAUUUUAUUUUAACUCUUUUUUAUUUAAUUCAUUUAAAAAAUUGAAAUAAGUUUUCUUUUAUUCAUGACCUUUUAAAAUAAAGAAAUAAAUGAUCACACUAAGAUAAUCUUGCAAA